Morus notabilis is the source of this 2242-nucleotide messenger RNA. RefSeq names its product O-fucosyltransferase 3. The record is from RefSeq and is a predicted model, not a curated record. Gene Ontology annotation, cellular component: chloroplast; cytoplasm. Lineage: Eukaryota; Viridiplantae; Streptophyta; Magnoliopsida; Rosales; Moraceae. The coding region runs from base 459 to 1958 and encodes 499 amino acids. The transcript is spliced from 8 exons.
AAGAAAAAAAAAAUUUUAAAAAUUAAUACGGAAAUGAAGAAUUUAUAGCAUUACCUGGCGGGUGUGCCGCGAGAGAGAAAGGCCGAGAAAAACAAAAGAUUUUCCCGGAAAAGGAAAUCGAAAAAGCUUCUGAUUUUGUUCUCUUCCGUUGCUUUGUUGAGAUCCUCGUAACUAAUCUUCGUUUCAAACUCAUUCCGUGUCUCCUAUCUCUAUGCGUUUUCUGCUCAUCCUUCGGAAAUCUGAAUUUUUCCUGUUGAGAAUUUGAAGGUUUUUUUUUUUUUUUUUCGGUUCGUUCCGCUUUCAGAAUUUGGGGCUAAUCGGAGCCUAGGGCUUCCAUGCGGUUUUGAUUUCGAACGUGAACUGAAAAGCUGAGAAAUUGAUUCGGUGCAUUGAAUUGGAUGAUCGGGAUUAUCGGAAUCAGCCGAUGAGACGGCAAUGUGGUGUAUCAUAGAAGAAAAAUGGAGGUCAGAUCUGACGGCAUACCGGUCCGCUGCGACAAGAUUCCGGCUCCGGUGAUCCCGCGGACGCGAUUGCAGGUUUGGUUCAUUCGCGUGUGCUCCAGCAUUUUGGUAUGGACGUGUCUGGUGCAGCUUGUGGCCGUUGGAGAGCUGUGGCAUCCGCAUUUGUUCUCCAAUGUCACCAAUCGGAUGAAGCUGCUUCCGCUCCGCGUCGAGGAGGCGGCUCCGUCGCCGCCGCCUCUUCUUCCAGCGAGAAAAUAUAAAAGUAAUGGUUUUCUUAGGGUGUCCUGCAAUGGGGGCUUGAAUCAAAUGCGUGCAGCGAUCUGUGAUAUGGUGGCUGUUGCACGGCUAUUAAAUCUUACGCUGGUUGUUCCGGAGCUUGAUAAAAAGUCAUUCUGGGCUGAUCCUAGUAACUUUGAAGAUAUCUUUGAUGUGAAGCAUUUCAUUGAUUCGCUGAGAGAUGAAGUCCGAAUUGUCAGAAGACUGCCUAAAAGGUUUAACAGGAAACAUGGGCACAAGCCUCUUGAAAUGCCUCCUGUUAGUUGGUCAAACGAGAAUUUCUACAUGCAACAGAUUCUACCACUUUUCCAGAAGCAUAGGGUGCUGCAUUUCAAUAAGACAGAUGCACGUUUGGCAAACAAUGGGCUUCCUCUUUAUCUUCAGAAACUUAGAUGUCGUGUUAAUUUCCAGGCUUUGAGAUUCACUCCCCAGAUUGAGACUUUGGGGCACAAAUUGGUUCGCAUACUUCAGGAAAAGGGACCUUUUGUGGCUUUGCAUUUAAGAUAUGAGAUGGACAUGUUGUCUUUCUCGGGUUGUACUCGUGGCUGUACAGAGGUAGAAGCAGACGAGCUCAAAAGAAUGAGAUAUGCAUACAUUUGGUGGAGAGAUAAAGAAAUAGAUUCUGAAUUGAGAAGAUCACAAGGUUUAUGCCCUCUGACUCCAGAGGAGGCAACUUUAGUUUUGCAAGCAUUGGGUUUCGAUAAAAACACACAGAUCUAUAUAGCAGCUGGUGAGAUUUAUGGCAGUGAAUGGAGACUUGCGGCACUAAGAGCUGCAUUUCCACGAACAGUUAGAAAGGAAAUGUUGCUUGCUCCAGAAGAGUUGCAACAGUUCCAGAACCAUUCAUCUCAAAUGGCUGCUUUAGAUUUUAUGGUUUCUGUAGCGAGCAACACAUUCAUUCCCACCUAUGAUGGAAACAUGGCUAAAGUUGUUGAAGGUCAUCGUAGGUAUCUUGGGUUCAAAAGAACCAUCUUACUGGAUCGGAAAAAACUUGUGGGGUUAUUGGAUCUGCAUCAAAACGGGUCGCUUUCGUGGGAUGAGUUUGCGGUUGCCGUUCAAGUGGCUCACCAGAAAAGGAUGGGACAGCCAAGUCGACGCAUAGUUGUUCCAGACAAGCCAAAGGAGGAAGAUUAUUUCUAUGCAAAUCCCGAAGAGUGCCUCUGCGAGGGAACAACCCGUGAUGACUUGUUUAGCUCUGGUAACUCAACUAAGCUUGGGUGACUGCAAUCAAAUCAAAUUUAAUUUAUCUUCUGAAGUGUUUCGACAGAAUCUCCUCCAACAUAGUAAGGUUAAUCACAACGUCUUCAUAACAGAGGCAUUGAUUACCUUGUAUACCCACACCCCCCGAGUUUUGUAGGAAACGGUAACAAAUGACGAUUGAGUUCCCAUUUUGGGCAUCUAAGUUAUGGUGUUAAUUUUUUUAGUGUUUAUAUUUAUUUGUUCACAAGUGUUCAGCGCCAUUAAAUUAUUAUAUAUAGCAAAAAAAGUGCCUCUAGUUGGAGUUC